Messenger RNA from Auxenochlorella protothecoides, 816 nucleotides. RefSeq lists its product as hypothetical. Gene Ontology annotation, molecular function: heme oxygenase (decyclizing) activity. NCBI's taxonomy places the organism in Eukaryota, Viridiplantae, Chlorophyta, Trebouxiophyceae, Chlorellales, Chlorellaceae. The transcript is spliced from 2 exons. The record is from RefSeq and is a predicted model, not a curated record. The annotation marks the transcript as partial. Gene Ontology annotation, biological process: heme oxidation.
GUCAAGGACUGGGGAUCUGGGACCAGGGAGAACCUGGGCGAUCUCCAGAUUGAUGAGACCGCGCCUGCUGAUUCCAUUGCCUCGGUGGAAGCCCUCACCCUCCACGACAGGCUGGCACGUGAGCUGCAGGCCCUCCAGAGGGCUGGGCGCCUGAACAUCACGGGCGUGCCCGGGAUGAAGCCUCUUCCCCCGUUCGAGGAGUGGGCCUUCAAGCUGGAGCACUACCUGCAGUACCUCGUGGACCUGCACACUGUGCACAAGGCACUGGAGGCGGCGCUGGAGGCCGUCACCGCCGCCAGCUGCAUCUCGUCAGGCCUGCGCGCCGCGCUGGCACGCUACGCGCCGGAGGUGGGGCUGGCCAGGGCCGGCGCCAUCGCCCGCGACGUCGCCGCCCUUUCCAGCGAGCUGCCGGCGGCCCCGGCCCCCAGCACCAGCGCGCGGGCCUUUGCGUCAUACCUGGCCUCCCUGGCCUCCCGGGCCACGGCCGGCGGGCCCGGGGCGGUGGCCGCGGGGCCGGCCGGCCACGCCGCGCGCCUCUUCUGCUGCGCCUACUUGCUGCACCUCACGGGGCUGACCAGCCACGUGCGCAUCGGCGCGGCGGCCAUGGAGAAGCUGGACCUGGUGCAGCGCGGCGCGAUGGCCACCUUCACCGAGUUCCCCCCCGAGGCCAAGAACCCGCUGGGUGUGUUUGUGGACGCGACCAACGAGGCCGGGCGGAGCCUGGGGCCGGAGGAGGCGGACGCCGUGGCCUCGGAGCUGGCCCGCACCAUGCCCAAGACGAGCCUGCUCCUGCAGCCCCUCGCCCGCGCCGCCUGA